This is a messenger RNA of Spea bombifrons (plains spadefoot toad), 1812 nucleotides long. RefSeq names its product acyl-coenzyme A thioesterase 1-like. The record is from RefSeq and is a predicted model, not a curated record. Gene Ontology annotation, biological process: fatty acid metabolic process; acyl-CoA metabolic process. Gene Ontology annotation, molecular function: fatty acyl-CoA hydrolase activity. NCBI's taxonomy places the organism in Eukaryota, Metazoa, Chordata, Amphibia, Anura, Pelobatidae. Bases 77 to 1477 code for a protein of 466 amino acids. The transcript is spliced from 3 exons.
AGUCAAUUCGCUAUAGAGGGCACAGUAAUGGAUAUUAUAAAACAUUCUAAAAGCCAUCCUGCCCCCUCUGGCACCGAUGGUGUUAACUGUUAAUGAUACUCGAUCAGUGUGUUGUUGGCUGAGGUUUAUCAGCCAGGGCGGCAGGAUGAUCGGGGCCGGCUUUGUAGCUCCACGAGCAGCUGUUUUGCAGCUAAUACCCCGCCUCGUGUGCAGCCGCAGCAUGGCCGUGUCCCUGCAGGUGUCCCCCGGCCGUUGUCUCUUCGAUGAGCCGCUGCAGGUGAAGGUGACCGGUCUGAGCCCCGGGCAGGAGGUCACCCUCCAGGCCGCGCUGACUGACGAAGGCGGGGAGACCUUCACCUCUGUGGGCCGCUACCGGGCAGGGAGCAGCGGGGAGCUGGAGCUGAGCCGAUCCCCGGCCCUGGACGGUGGCAGCUUCACCGGUAUAGAGCCCGAGGGGCUCCUGUGGGCCAUGGAGCCCCAGACUCCCUUCAGGAGGCUGCUGAGGAAGGACGUGCAGAGCCCGCAGCGCGUAGACUUCGCGCUAUACGAGAGUCACGAGCCGCGGGGAAAGCUGCUGGCCACGGCCGCCCAGGAAAGGAGCUUCAUGGGGGAGGGAGUGAGCCGCAUCCCAGUGAGGGAGGGCAGGGUCCGGGCCAGCCUCUUCCUGCCACCAGGACCUGGCCCAUUUCCUGCCAUAAUUGACCUAUAUGGAACUGGAGGAGGACUCAUGGAGCAUAGAGCCAGCCUCCUAGCCAGCAGAGGAUUCCUGACUAUGGCAUUGGCCUAUUUUGAUUAUGAUGAUCUCCCCAAAGACCUUGGUGGCCUCCACUUGGGAUACUUUAGGGAAGCAGUACAGGUUUUUAGUCGUCACCCAAAGGUCAACAACCAAGAGAUUGGCCUUAUAGGCAUCUCAAAGGGUGCUGAUUUAGCACUUACCAUGGCCACAUUCCUCCCUGGCAUCAAGGCUGUUGUCAGUAUCUCAGGCUGCAAUGCCAACACCUUUGCUCCUUUGCCAUGUGAUGGCUUCACCCUGCCCGGCCUGGCAUUUAGCACAGAGAAGAUUAAGUUUACAGACUUUGGGGCCAUGGAUUUUUCAGAUGCCAUGGAUGAUCCAGUGGAUCCUACAUAUCAAGAAUGUCUUAUCCCAGCUGAAAAAUCCCAUGCUUCUUUCCUCAUUCUCAGUGGAUCUGAUGACAAGAAUUGGCAAAGUGCACUUUAUAGUGAGCAGCUAGUAACACGCCUUAAAGAACAUGGAAAGAAUGCAGAGUAUCAUUGCUACCCUGGUGCUGGUCACCUGCUAGAGCCUCCGUACUUUCCAUUGUGUCGUGCCUCUUAUCACAAGCUCUUGGGCUUGCCAUUUUUAUGGGGUGGGCAGCUUGUGGGGCAUGCCAGGGCACAAGAGGCUGCAUGGCAGAAAAUCCAGAGCUUUUUUAGGAAGCAUUUAACACAAUAUAAUCCAAUACAAAGCCAUUUGUAGAAGACUUCCAUCUUAAAAGAAAGAUGAUUACACCUCAUAAACAUUCACUCAAGAUUUGUAGAAAGAUUUCCUUUCCAACAACGUGAACAUUCUCAGCUUCUCACACCGAUACAAAGUAACCUAAUAGGGUAGGCCAGCUGGCCAUUGGUACCAUUGUUGAAGAAGCUGUUAUCUAGGUGGCUUCUAGGGCUGCAACUAACGAUUUUUUUCAUAAUCAAUUAGUUGGCCGAUUAUUUUUUCGAUUAAUCGGAUAAAAAAAUAAAUGUCAAUUUUUCAUUUAUUUAAAAUAACUGGAUGUUAAAAACAAACGGCAGAAAAAAAAACUUUGAUAAAAA